UGCUCGGCGUCUCAUUCCAGCACGGUCAAGCCGCCGGGAGGGGGUUUUGUUGAGCAGCUCUACAGUAACCAUUUCAUACUGAACUCUAGCGUUAUUUAUAUUUAGCAAUUGUCGUUAUUUUAUUUAUUUGAAAUAGACGAGUAGUUAAAUUUACCAGUAGCUGUUAUACCAAGGCGGAACUUUUUACAAAAAGGGGAAAAUCGUCGUACUUUCAGCUGAAGAGCUAACCGUGCUAACAAAGAAAAUCCUUUCUCUUCAAAAAUAAUCUCCACUACUCUCUUUAGUUAUGAGUCAUGUGGUCGUCGAUAAUCCACACGGUCUAGAUCAGCAGCUUGCUGCCCUAGACUUGAACUCGGCUGACGGACAGGGCGGAGGAACCGGCAGGCGUUACAUUCCGCCUCAUUUGAGGAACAAAGAUGCAGGCAAAAGUGAUUCUCCUGGAUGGGACGGUGGCCGUACCAAUGGAUAUGUGAAUGGUUACCACGACAACCGUUCCAACGGGGGCUUUGGAGGACGUGGACCCCCACGCAACGAUAGAGGUUUUGGAAAUUACGACAAUAAAGACGGGGGAUGGGGAGGCGCUCAAAGAGAUGCUGCGUACAGCAGUUUUGGAGGACGCAAUGAUCGAUCCAGGUCUAACUACUUCAAUGAUCGUGGGACAGGCUCAAGAGGGCGAUAUGAGCGUGGAGGUUACUCAGGGGGAGCAGGGGGAAACAGCCGGUGGGUAGAAGAAUCCAGAGAAGAAGACUGGUCUAAACCCACUGCCCGCAAUGAACGCUUGGAACACGAGCUUUUCUCUGGAAGUAAUACUGGGAUCAACUUUGAGAAAUAUGAUGACAUUCCUGUGGAGGCCACUGGAAAUAACUGCCCUCAACACAUUGAUAGUUUCAAUGACGUGGACAUGGGUGAGAUUAUAAUGGGCAACAUCACACUCAGUCGCUACACUCGACCCACACCAGUUCAGAAACAUGCUAUCCCAAUCAUCAAGGGCAAAAGAGAUCUGAUGGCCUGUGCCCAGACAGGCUCUGGUAAGACUGCAGCCUUCUUGUUGCCAGUGUUGAGUCAGAUUUACACAGAUGGCCCUGGAGAUGCUCUUCAGGCAUCAAAAAACAGUGGGCAGGAGAAUGGAAGGUAUGGCCGCCGUAAGCAGUACCCUAUCUCUCUGGUCCUUGCCCCAACCAGAGAAUUGGCUUUGCAGAUCUAUGAUGAAGCACGCAAGUUUGCGUAUCGCUCCCGUGUACGUCCCUGUGUUGUAUAUGGUGGAGCAGACAUUGGUCAGCAAAUCAGGGACUUGGAGAGGGGCUGCCACCUGCUGGUUGCCACCCCAGGACGUUUGGUAGAUAUGAUGGAAAGAGGCAAAAUUGGCCUGGACUACUGCAACUUUUUGGUCCUGGAUGAGGCUGACCGCAUGUUGGAUAUGGGUUUUGAGCCCCAGAUCAGACGCAUUGUGGAACAGGACACUAUGCCACCAAAAGGGAUCCGCCAAACUAUGAUGUUUAGCGCCACCUUUCCAAAGGAAAUUCAGAUCCUAGCUCGAGAUUUCCUGGACGACUAUAUUUUCCUGGCAGUUGGCAGAGUUGGUUCAACUUCAGAAAACAUCACUCAGAAAGUUGUCUGGGUGGAGGAGAUCGAUAAGAGGUCCUUCCUCCUUGAUCUUCUUAAUGCCACAGUUAUUCCCAGUGAGGUUCAGGAAAAUGUGACAGAGCCCCCGGAGAAGCCUGGUAAAGAUUCCUUGACCCUGGUUUUUGUGGAAACAAAGAAAGGGGCUGAUGCCCUGGAAGACUACCUCUAUCGGGAGGGCUAUGCUUGCACCAGUAUCCAUGGCGACCGCUCCCAGAAAGACAGAGAGGAGGCGCUGCACCAGUUCCGAUCUGGGCGCUGCCCCAUCUUGGUGGCUACAGCGGUGGCAGCCAGAGGUCUGGACAUCAGCAAUGUAAAACAUGUGAUCAACUUUGACUUGCCAAGUGACAUUGAGGAAUACGUCCAUCGUAUUGGCCGUACAGGACGUGUGGGCAAUCUGGGUCUGGCCACGUCGUUCUUUAACGACAAAAACAGCAAUAUUACCAAAGAUUUAUUGGACAUCUUGGUGGAAGCCAAGCAGGAGGUGCCCUCCUGGCUGGAGAGCCUGGCCUAUGAGCACCAGCACAAGAGCAACAAUCGCGGACGUUCCAAGAGGUUCUCUGGGGGCUUUGGAGCCAGAGAUUACCGUCAGACGCCUGGUUCAGGAGGCUUCAGCAGUAACCGCACAGGACGAAACACUGGAGGCCAUGGAGGGAACCGCGGCUUUGGAGGAGGUGGAUUUGGUGGUGGCAACUUCUACAGCAGUGACGGCUAUGGAGGAAAUUACAGCCACUCUGGUAGUGUGGAUUGGUGGGGCAACUAGUCGCCAUAGGAAUAGGUUGCCUUGUCAACCAACCAAAUGGAAACCACAUGUUAACUUUCGCCAGACACAACAACCUUCCCUGUGUAGCUUCACUGACACACAGUACAUUACCAACCCUGGGUCUCUGCCAUUCCUCCUGUCCCACACGGGAAGUGCAGCGCGCCGCACACAUGUACCAGCACGUGGCGGGCACGGGACAGCGCAGAGGCGUGCACACCUCAGAGUGAGCAUGGAUGCUGACAUACAUGCAUUGUCCGAUAGCAACCUCGGACUUUCAUUGUUUUAAGUAUUUUUGUUCUUUUUGUGGAAAAAAACAAUCGAAUAACCAGAGGAUCAUUUGUAUGUUAAUGUACUGUGCCUUUUGAAUUUAAACAGGAAAUCUGUUUUCAUUUCACCAGAUGAACAUGGCCAAGAGUUCUAAAUUUGUUUUUAUUUUAUUUCAUAAAAACUAAGUAAAAUAACCUUGGACUUAAUCAAACCUUGGCAAAUACUUGGGUUUUGUGGCUUCAGUGUCACAAUUCCAUUUGAACUCAAAUUUACUGCACAAACAUGUAGCUUUUUUCUCUUUUAUUUACAGUUGGAACAGUUUUUUGAGCUAUUGCUGUUAACUAUAAUUUGGGCCACUGUGUUAAGCAACUGUAUUUUAAUCCUCGAGGACAAGGUUACUUUUGUUUGGCUCACUCUAUCCUGGACAGGCUCCAUUUUAAAUGGGUUUGGGAGUCUUUAAAAUAGCCAUUCCUGUGAUUUAUCUUAAAACACAGAAGUCAUUAAGCUCAGUGCCAACACUCGCUGAGGAUCCAAAAGAAUUGAUGCUGGAACAUGUUACUCCGCAGUUCUGUUUGACUUGACAGUGUUAAGGCAGCUAGUAUGUUCGAAGUGCUAGCUACAUUAAGUGGGUGGUGUUUUUGUGUUAAUUUUUACUUGAGACAUUAUGGUGCAGGCAUGUGUGCAAAAUGUAAAAAUGGAAGUUUGUUUUUCCUCUUGAAAUAUCUAAGUAAAAAUGCCUGCCAUCUUGAAAGCAAGGGUUCAAAAUGACUGGACAAAGGACCACAGCAUCAGGAAGGCCGCACUGUGGUGAGCAUUACUGAAUCUGCACUACCACGAGGCCCAGAUGGUAUUCUACGCUUGCAAGUGUUUUGUUUUUUGGUCAAGACGGAAGGACAAGUGAACUGAGUCGCAGGCUUAACUUAAUUACAAACGUUUUCUCUUUUCAAGCUGCGUUGGAGGCAGGGUCAUCUGAAGAGACAGGCAUUUGGUCACUGAGGUUUACCAAUUGAACUUAAGAGGAGCGGGGGCAGCACUCUGGUGGGUGGGACGGGAUCGGCUCAGGUAGCGGUUUGAAGUGCACCGCCUUGUCAGUGGCUUAGGUUUUCAGUACUGUGUAUUUGACCUCUGGAGGUCUUUGGGGUUCAGGCUGGACCACUUCUAGAGACUAGAGUACUGUCAGAUCUCCAGAAGUUUGUGUUGAAAUCCACUAGGCUCUGGUGUAGCGAAGCCAGAGGCUGUUGAGACGGGGCGUUUAACAUUGGCGCUCCAGUUUUCUUCUGGAGUGUUGUGCCUUGAACUUUUCUAAGAAUUUGAGCUAUACGCGGAUGCACUGACAGUGACGAGAACUUGAGAAUGAAUGGUGCUACUUGAUUUUGGUGUGUAGGCCCUUGUUUCAUUGUGCCCAUCGAGUUUUACAGUUCUUUUAUUGCACAUCUAGAGUUUUAUAUGGAUGUCUUUGAAUAUGUGUCCUUAAGCUUCCAAAUAUUGUGUGUGAGGAGUUUGUGGAGAAACGCAGCUUGUUUACAAAAGGGGAAGGGUUCUCAAACCAGGAUUUAUUUGGGACCAGGGGAUUUAGCAGUUGGGAAUUUAGCCAUUUGCACAGAUUUCUAGAUUCUACUUUUGCUGCUAGUUUUGUGUAAUUUAUUAAGCAUUUUUGACAAAUAUUUAUUUUUGUAAGCCUCAAAGUGAUUCUUUGAAAGUUUCAGAAACUUGACCAAAAGACAUUACAAAAACACUGGCACUUGAAUGUUGAAUGUCACCUGUAUGCGUGAAAUUUCUAUUUCGGGGUAGUGUGAGCUUUUUAAAUGUUAAAAUACAUGCGACUCAAAGUAUCCACAGCUGUGUCAGGGCCUUAUCAAGGCGUCUGUCAUCUCGAUUAGAUAAAUAAUUGGUGAGCAAAAAUUUUACUGAACAAAUCUGCCAAGGUUUGGAAUAAAGCUUUCAAAAGCGACUAAAUUUCCUAAGCAUAUCAGUGCAGAAGUGUGACGAUUCUCCAAAUGUGUGCAUUAAUGUUUGAUUCUCUAAUUUGACCUGAAUUUUUUCCAGUGAAUGUCUGGCACAUGGCAAUCCUUAAAGUAACAAACAUGUGGUUAAUUCUCAUUGUUGUAUUUGCAUAUAUGAAAGCUGUGGGUUCUGGUUCAAUGUGGAGCGGGCUUAUCUUGUUCCACAUUUAUUCGAGAACCCAACGCUCUUUAGAUGUAGACUUUGCUUUCUGUAUUAGCUUCUAGGCUACUGCACUGCAUGGGAAAUUCUCAGCUGUGCAAUUGUAUGAUUUUACCAAAAUAAAAAUGUUUGAAUGCAAAAUGAUCUGGCAAAAUCAAGCAUGUUUUCUGAAUACAUGUUUACUGUAGUCGUGCAGAGGAUACCUGUAGCAAGCGGUCUGUUGCCUGGUAAAUGGAGGGCACACAGACUGCUGAAUUCAAUUUGGUAUGGAUUGGAUGGGCUUCUUUUUGAACUAUAAAAUUUUCAUUUAUACACUCAAA
Molecule: messenger RNA, 5133 nt
Organism: Boleophthalmus pectinirostris (great blue-spotted mudskipper)
Lineage: Eukaryota; Metazoa; Chordata; Actinopteri; Gobiiformes; Gobiidae
Gene: ddx3xa
Product: DEAD-box helicase 3 X-linked a
Exons: 19
Coding region: 287-2383 (698 amino acids)
Biological process (GO): cell differentiation; gamete generation
Cellular component (GO): P granule; nucleus
Molecular function (GO): ATP binding; RNA helicase activity; RNA binding
Source: RefSeq, a predicted model, not a curated record